AUGGGCGGCACAUACCGCCACGCCCACCUGCCGAUUUUCUUCAUGACCGAGCAGACUCCGACACUGAACCCCGCAAAGACCUCAUUCCAGUGUGCUGUCCCUCGCCCACCCAGCAUCCUCACAUUGGAUCCGCAACAAGACCCUCCGAUGACAGUCGAGGCUGGGGUUUGCAGAAGCGUUUAUCGCCGUGGUUUCUGGAAUACGGUAGCUGGCCAAUCUGGCGAUGCAACGGAAGCCACUGCCCGCGAUGGAGGCUGGUACUACGAAGAAGAAUCUAGGGGCGUCGUGACGCGGAUGUUCUGGCGAAGAUCUGCACAACCGCUCUCAGAAUUCCCCUCCCUCUCCAUGGAAUUACAUAGUUGUUUCCAACUGAAUGACUGGAUGGUUCCAGAACCAAUUGUUAGGGCGGGAAGGUUGUUGUUAUUUAUUGAGUUAGUCAUUUAA
Molecule: messenger RNA, 444 nt
Organism: Pyricularia oryzae 70-15
Lineage: Eukaryota; Fungi; Ascomycota; Sordariomycetes; Magnaporthales; Pyriculariaceae
Exons: 2
Coding region: 1-444 (147 amino acids)
Source: RefSeq, a predicted model, not a curated record